AUGGCAGAACCUACGGCUGUCCUAGGACCUGAUGGUCUAGAGAUUAAGCGCUUGGUUGGGCGAGGAGCAUUUGCACAAGUUUUUGAGGCAACUUAUAACGGGCGUGGCUGUGCUCUCAAGGUCUUUGCGCCGGCUGGCCUGCAGGGUCAACCCCCUCCUCCUGCCUACGAGAGGCUCUUCCUCUCGGAAGCCGCGCUCUGCAGCACGAUUAAGCACAGAGACAAAGUCGUGGGUGCAAUGGCACUGCGACGCCAGUACAGCUCCAUCCAGGGGCUGGAGUGGCUGCGGGGCGUCGCUGAAGCCCUAGAUACCCUCCAUAAGGCCACACCCCCCAUAAUCCACAGAGACAUCAAGGCUGACAAUGUGAUGCUCAAAAAGGAGGCGGAUGGGCAACUCAUCACAAAGCUCGGGGAUAUGGGACUCCACGUGACGCUCGUGGACAAUCGGUCCGCGAUGCUGCGGCGCCGUGGCGCACCUCUACCAUCCUCAGACGCCAGCAGCAGCCGGUCAUCCUUUGUCGCGAUUGUGCCGUCAAAGGCUUGGGAGCCCGGCGCCGGCAGCGUUGAUGCAGCUGCAGCCGCAGCCAUAGCCGUCGCUGACUGCGUCUCUCUUGGCUCCCCGGACGCAUGGGGGCCCCUCACGGCUAGCCAGUCCGAGGCUUUCACGGCAUCAUCGUCGACUGCGGAUCGGCCUGAGGGGUGCACGGAGGCGGCGGCAGCGGGGCCCGGGGAUUCUCUUCCUGGUCUCGAGAACUGCGAGAAGAGUGGGGACGACGCAAAAAUCAUAUCCGCCGGAAACCUCCGUUUCAGCGACACCGGUGACGGCGACAGCAGCGCUGGCCAUGGCGGUGGCCUUUUUGGCGGACACAGCGCGCCGCCCACAGCAGCUGCUGCGGUUCGCACUCGAAGCUGCGAUAGCAUCGUGGCCACUGGCAACGUCAGUUUCAAGUCCAAGGGGCUGCACGGCAGCUCAGAGAGCAACGGGACAGGGCUGUCCAGUGGCAGCUGCCGGGCUUCCGUGAAUCCGUGCACUUCGAGUGCGUAUACGAGCGCCUUGACGAUCGGGUGCGGCGUCGCCGCGGCGGCACCUACGCGGUCGGCUCUCUCGGCAGCCGCCUGCGGUCCGACAUCCGCGCCUUGGAGUCGGGGACGUGCGGCACUAACCCCGGCGGUGGCGGGGGCGGCGGGUUGCGACGACGCUGGCGGCGGUGACGUUGGCUGCAAGUCAACGAUGGAUAUCGAUCACAUGCGGCGCAUUGAGAGCAUUCGGGCGCUGCUACGGGCGCCGGAUGGCAGCCAGUUGCCGCAGCAGGAGGGCUUUGAGUGGGUGUUUGGACUGACGGGUCACGCCGGCUCCUUCAUGUAUAUGCCCCCUGAGAUAUAUCGUGGAGAGCCCUACAAUGAAAAGGUUGAUACGUUUAGCUUUGGGUGCCUGGCAUACGAGGUGCUAGCCCGGGAGUUGCUGUUGAUCGCCUUCAUUAACACCUCGCGGGGCGCCACCAUAGGCGUCAAGCGGCCCGUGGAUUAUGCCCGCAGGGUCUCUGAGGGCUAUCGUCCUCCACGGCCUGAGCGGAAAGUGAGCGAGGAGCAGUGGACCCUGGUGAGUCGAUGCUGGCACCAAGAUCCAUGUGAGCGGCCCAGCAUGACGGAGGUACUGCAGAUGCUCGGCGCGCUGCUGAUCAAGGCGCGCGCGCGGGAAUGCGGGAUUAGUCUGGAGCCACAGCAGCCUCAGGCUGCUCAAUCCCAGAAAGCGUCGCACGACUGGCAAGAUAUGAGUCGCGGUCAGCUGCAGGAACUGCAGCCUUCAUGUGGAGUCUGCGGUUGUCUUAUUAGUUGA
This is a messenger RNA of Volvox carteri f. nagariensis, 1836 nucleotides long. RefSeq lists its product as uncharacterized. The coding region runs from base 1 to 1836 and encodes 611 amino acids. The transcript has 10 exons. Gene Ontology annotation, molecular function: protein kinase activity; ATP binding. The record is from RefSeq and is a predicted model, not a curated record. Lineage: Eukaryota; Viridiplantae; Chlorophyta; Chlorophyceae; Chlamydomonadales; Volvocaceae. Gene Ontology annotation, biological process: protein phosphorylation.